CAUCACCAUCUGGUCUUUCAAUGCAGAGCGUUCACGAUUCGAACCUUUUAUCGUGAAUGCCUUCACUAAGUGGCUACAUUUUGUAUUUAGGAGCAACAAUUAGUCACAUUUCAAUUCCAGAGUCAUUUACGUAAAGAAUUCAGUUUCCCAUUGAAUACGUGAUCAAUAAUUUGCUAAACUUUGAAUAUCAAAUCGAGAAUUUCGCAACAGCCAAAUUCUUGGAUAAAGAAUUUCGUUUUAAGUCGUAAGAUAAACUCCGGAAAAUGGGGGUAUUAUCACUUCUUUCAAUAAUUAGCGUUCUAAUUUUCUGCGUCCCUCGAGCAAUCACCCUUGAUGAAGCUGAUCCAAAAGAGCUUAAACUUGAUGAAAUAUCAGACGAUGCUGCCAACGAGGUAACUGGCCGACAUUCCCCGUCCUUCCGAAAUUUUGAUUCUGACCCUUUCAAGGGGAUACCUUACGACGGAACUCGUUCUUCUAGCGGUGGCGGCUCACCAGCUAAUCCGAAAUACACGCCGGGAUAUGUCCCAGCCCGGCCACGACCUGCUCAGUAUUUUAUACCCGCACCUGAUUACAUGGAUGAUAACAGUGUAGGUCCAAGGCCUAAUAUAAGAGGGUUAGGCUCUAAUGUGCGCUUUAAUUCAGACCCAAGUGAAUCAUAUGACUACCGGGACUAUCCAACUGGCGGCCAGGUCUUGUCUGAUUACCCUUCGCAGAACUACGUUCACGCAGGAGGCCCUCGAAACUACGAUCCAUACUACGACGCAAGUUCUGGUCAAAGAGUCCAUCAGUCGCAGCCUCUUCCUCAUCGCUCUGUGCCGGCCAACUACAAUCCAACUGGUACACCAGACAAUCCUUAUCAGUUUUCCUCCCACGGCUACGCUGGUCUCCGAAGCUACGUUCCCACAAAUAUUCAUUCCAAUAGACCUGUCUACGGUGUACGUCCUCGAAGCAAUACCGGCGGUAAUGACAGCGAUACUUUUGCCACCGACGACGAUACUGAAUCAUCAACUCUCGAAUCCCAAGCGGACUCGUUUUUGUCGUUCGUCGACAUCCUUGAUCACGCCUUGGAAUCCUCGCCCCUCACUCAUUUCAGUCACGAAGGCAGGAACGCAAGAAAUAAGACUGCUGAAUCCGACGGAUCUCAUGAGCCUGACUCCGAAGAAGCUCAAAGUUCUUUGGACGAUCCCGCGCACAGGUUAGAAAGGGCGACAGACGAAGAUGCUUUGAUGCUUUUCAAUCCUCAUAUCUACAUGCUCGACGGGGAAAAAUUGAACACCCACAACGUAACUGUAAAAUCAAUGAUUCUUAAGUAUCUGGAGACGGCAGACUCGGCGGAACCCGUGAUUAUGAACGACUUGGAGGCAGGGAUGGUGAUGACUACUGAUGGUGAAGCAUUCACAAUCAUUAACUACGUCCCGGACCCGUCCCUGCGCACUAACGACUUCGAGAGGUGUAUAGACAUGGACGAUGCUCCAGUGGUUGUGGUGCCGUGCGGCUCGGCAUAUCUGUAUCCAGGAUACCGGUACAAGUUUUACUACAACUGGUCCAAAUGCCGGUGGCGCUUGAGAUCUGCAGUCGCUUCGAUCACGCUGAAUUUCGGGUCCGGAGCCGACGAAGAAAGAACGAUAAUUCACGCUAUGGAGCAAUCUAUCCCCUACCGUGCGAGUAAGGAUGAAAUUCUGGAAGUCUCGCACAAGGAAAUCUCCCUUCUGCUGGCCGAUGCUGAUCCUGAUCCAGCGAACCUGGAUAUUGAAGCCUGCAUUCCAGGAAAUCACAGCGUCGCGGCAGUGUACGGGUCACUGGGUCCAUGCUGUGUUCACCGCAACGCCACAUGCGGCCUGAAGAACAACACGCUCAUCCCAGGACUACCCUUCAACAGUUCCGAACCUGUCAAGUCCGGCACUUACCCCUGGCAGGCGCUGCUACUCGUCAAGCCUGAGCUCAGUAACGCCCUGCGAGCCCCCGACGCCUGCGCCGGAGCCCUCGUCGCCCCCCGCUGGGUCCUCACCACAGCGUCCUGCUUCUUCCCGAGCUGGCACGUUGCAGGCAAGACCUCGAAGGAGCGAAGGAUGCCCGUUGUAGCUGUCCACUUCGGAGUCUCCCACCUCUACCACACUGCGACCAGCAAGCGGUUCUUCGCUGAGGAAAUAUUCCUAUAUCCUGCACUGUCCUGGACGCAUGAUAUAGCGCUUGUCAGGUUAUCUGAAUCCCCUGGACUGGACCCCGUAUGCCUGCCCCUCUUCAAGGAACCAAAUCUUAAUGAAGAUUUCAUGGACGUCAACGGACUGGUGGUCGGGUGGACAUUGAGCAACGACACUAAGCUUCCCCAACAAAUGUGGGCCAUUGAAGAAGCCCUCGUUAGUGGCGACAAUUGUGCAAUCCAGCGAGAAGAACACCUACCUCCUCACACCCUCUGCACCAUUGUCAACCCUCUGAAGAAAUGCAUGAGUGCCAGCUUACUGUACGACGCACGAGGGAAGAACUUGGUACUCAGAGGGCUUAUCGCGAAGCACGAAGUGUGCGAUCCGAGCGGCCUAAGCGUGUUCACUUCAGUUGCCCAUUUCAUACCCUGGAUUAACAGCAUCAUCUCGGCCUGAAAACUACACCUACUAUCAACAACAUCGCUUUCUGAGUGUUUUUCGGGGAAAAUACAGUCAGGCUGCCGUCAAAAGUGGUAUUUUUAAAAUUGAUUUGUAGAGCGCGAGAAAAACUCGUCAAGUUAAUAAGAAAAUUUGAAAAAAAAGAUAGUAAAUAAAAAAAAUAGUAAAUU
Hyalella azteca is the source of this 2770-nucleotide messenger RNA. RefSeq lists its product as uncharacterized. The transcript has 11 exons. Gene Ontology annotation, biological process: proteolysis. Lineage: Eukaryota; Metazoa; Arthropoda; Malacostraca; Amphipoda; Hyalellidae. The coding region runs from base 264 to 2597 and encodes 777 amino acids. The record is from RefSeq and is a predicted model, not a curated record. Gene Ontology annotation, molecular function: serine-type endopeptidase activity.